Molecule: messenger RNA, 876 nt
Organism: Phalaenopsis equestris
Lineage: Eukaryota; Viridiplantae; Streptophyta; Magnoliopsida; Asparagales; Orchidaceae
Product: ubiquitin-conjugating enzyme E2-23 kDa-like
Exons: 6
Coding region: 131-676 (181 amino acids)
Biological process (GO): protein polyubiquitination; ubiquitin-dependent protein catabolic process
Cellular component (GO): nucleus
Molecular function (GO): ubiquitin conjugating enzyme activity
Source: RefSeq, a predicted model, not a curated record
UCUGAUCAUCUCCAUUUGCGGCUUUACCGUCUGCCACUUUUUACUCUUCAGUAUUCCACCGCUUAUUUUCCCAUUCCCAGAAGCUCUCGAAAUCCUGAAGAAGAAGAGAAACAGUUGCAGGCAGGGAGCCAUGUCUUCUCCGAGCAAGCGCAGGGAAAUGGAUUUGAUGAAGCUGAUGAUGAGUGAUUAUAAAGUGGAGAUGGUAAACGAUGGGAUGCAGGAGUUCUUUGUUGAUUUCCAUGGACCUAAAGACAGUCUGUACCAAGGAGGCAUAUGGAAGAUCAGGGUGGAGCUUCCUGAUGCUUACCCCUACAAAUCUCCCUCAAUUGGUUUUGUGAAUAAAAUAUAUCACCCAAAUGUGGAUGAAAUGUCUGGAUCUGUAUGUUUGGACGUCAUUAACCAGACUUGGAGCCCUAUGUUUGAUCUUGUGAAUGUAUUUGAAGUUUUUCUUCCACAACUUCUCUUGUAUCCAAAUCCUUCAGAUCCAUUGAAUGGAGAGGCCGCUGCUUUAAUGAUGCGGGAUAAAACUGCCUAUGAACAAAAAGUAAAAGAGUAUUGUGAAAGGCAUGCGAAGCAUGAAGCAGCUGGAGCUUCUCAGGAAUCAAGUGAUGAUGAGAUGUCAGACGAUGAAUAUGAUUCCAGUGAUGAAGCAGUUGUUGGGAAGGCAGAUCCCUGAAAAGGUCAUAAUUCCACUUCUCCAAAUUUCCCUUAAAAUAAAUUUGUAAAUUGAAAUUUGGCACUCCCAGCUAUUACUUCAUUGUGUUGCAUAAAUAGAUGUAAAUUCAUACAUUCUGCAAGGUUGAUUUUGUAAAUGUUGGAUUAUUCUGCUAAUAAAGUUAUUGCCAUAGCUUUAUUUGCCUGUAGCUAAGUUCUGUC